Messenger RNA from Suillus fuscotomentosus, 1986 nucleotides. Its product is annotated as common central domain of tyrosinase-domain-containing protein. Bases 19 to 1986 code for a protein of 655 amino acids. The transcript has 15 exons. Lineage: Eukaryota; Fungi; Basidiomycota; Agaricomycetes; Boletales; Suillaceae. The record is from RefSeq and is a predicted model, not a curated record. Gene Ontology annotation, molecular function: oxidoreductase activity.
CUGUGAUCUACUUCAACAAUGAACACUGUCGAAUACCACUAUCCCGUGAUUGGCCGCAAGGGCACUGGAGGCGUAUUUGAUCGAUUGCCUAUCGAGACGCUGGAGAAGGACCAUCCUUACCAAUUUGCAUUGUUCAUCCUUGCCUUUGCCGCAAUUCAGCAGCGUCCCGACGCUCUCCAAGUCAUGGAAGAGCCUGCGGGCACGUUCAUGGAAAUUGCGUCGAUUCACGGAAGGCCUUUCAUUGAAUGGGCAGGUGACCGCAACAAUGACACCUCAACUGACUACAGCGCCACUGACAAGAAAGAUACCGAUCCCGUCCCUGCCAGAUUCAGAGGUUAUUGCAACCAUGGUGCCGUUGUUUUUCCUACUUGGCACCGUCCAUAUGUCAUGCUUAUUGAGCAAUCCAUCGGAAACAUUGCCGACCAAUUGGCCCACGACAUCGAAGCUAAAAACCCACAUGAAUGUGGAGUGUGGGUUAAGGCUGCCAAGGAACUGCGUUUUCCAUACUGGGGUUGGGCCGAGAAGGAUGUUUCUGAGAAUGGCCUUCCUCCUGUUCUGUAUGAAGAUAAAGUGGAAAUCAUGGCCGCUGGAGGUCAAAAACAAAUCAUUGACAAUCCUCUCUCGUUUUUCUCGUUCGUCGAUGAGAUCCCAUCGGACUUCGGUGAUGAGACGCUCAGGACGGGACAAGUGGCAUACUUCUCCAAGUGGCACAGGACAUACCGCUAUGCUGUUAGUACUGCGAAUCCAGAAGGAACUGAUUUAGACUUUAUAAGGGCGUUCAAAGCCGGGGCAAAGGAUCUCAGAAACAAAGUCGCUCAGCUCUUUGUAGUAAAUGAUAACGAAGAUUCUGCAUUAGCCUGGGAUGAAUUUUCCAAUCAUACGAUGCAAUUGAAGAGAGAAAUGGAUAAUUACAAUUUCGGGUCACUUGAAGGAGUCCACGAUGCUGUUCAUACAUUGGGUGUAGGCGACAUCCAUUUGUUUCAAUCUUUGAAAUAUGCUUACUGCAGCAAUGACUUAGGGUGGAACUGGACACAUGACACUUGCAGAGCGCCCCAGACUACGCCGCCUUCGAUCCUUUGUUCUUCCUUCACCAUUCGAAUGUGGACAGACUUGGCUCUAUGGGAGUGGUGCUACACCGAGUACUGGAUGGAAAGCGGGUAUGAAAUCAAAGGGCAAUCAUACCCUUGGACACAGCAACUCGGUACAUAUGCGCAAGUUUACAAUGCACAGCUCCUUCCAGACGGGCCACUCCAACCAUUCCGAACGGAACAAGGAGACUACUGGACCUCUUCUCAAGCUCGAUUUUUGCAUGCAGACGCCUACCCCAAGUAUUAUUCGUAUCCCGAGUUGGCAGGCGUUAAAGUUAAUCAAGCUCCCAUGUCAUCCGACGAGCGUGCUUUGGCACGUAAGAAAAUUGCGGCCUACUACAGGUUUGAUCCACAGACCACAGCGCAACAGGUGGCGGCACCCGCUUGGACGCAACUUCCUGUUCCAGACAACAACCAUCCUGCCGUGCCAGCCGACCACGCUGUUAUUCCUGAAUAUCGCACAUUUGCUGUGCAUGUGAAACUUCUGGAGCAUGCUUUCAAUGGCUCCUACUCAUUCCAGCUCUACCAUAAAGGAAAUGAUAAUUCGCAGCUCAUAGGUACUGUCGCAGUCUUUGCACGGCCAGACCAUUCCCCCUGUAAAGCGUGUACUCUGCGUCGUGAGGCAGGGACUGUGAUUCACGGCGUUAUCCCCAUUCCUCCCGCAUUGAUCGAGAGUAUCAUGAAAUCAAACGCCGACGGCGAAACGGUGGCUACAUUCGAUCAGACACUCACUCUGUCAUAUCCCAUAUAUUCACGCUUCUCUUCCGGACUUCGGACCCUGAGAUCCGGUCCGGUCCGAUCCUAUUCGGUAUUUCCUCUUCCCGGUGUUUCGGUUAUGCUUAUUACCGGUAUGAUUACUGAUCCGUUAACCUAUGUCUCAUUUCCGACUCGCGUUUGA